Messenger RNA from Striga asiatica, 1785 nucleotides. Lineage: Eukaryota; Viridiplantae; Streptophyta; Magnoliopsida; Lamiales; Orobanchaceae. The record is from the annotation of a GenBank genome assembly.
UUAAAACUUGUACCCUGCGUUACUUUCACGCCGUAUAUACACACACACAACAAAUUCCUGAGGGCGUCAAGUAAAACGCAGCGCGUCCACCUAUUUCCGCCAUCCGAUUCCUUCUCUCUAAAAUUCAAAUUUGGUAUCUCUCGCCAAACCCUAGCUUUCUCUCUCUACAUUGCUCUGCAUUUUCUGCGCACAAAUUAUCUCUUUUGCAAUUUAGUCGGACAAGGCAAGCGAUGAGGAAGGGCGCUAAGAGGAAAACGACACACAAGGCCGAGCCUCCGAAGAAUCCGGCGGCAGAGGUUGCGGCGGCGGGGGAGGAGGAGCUGAAAAAUGACCCGAGCCAAUCUUCCGGCCAGCCGGUCGAAGAGAACCAGUUACCGGAGAGUUUGGAGAAUGGAAAGCCGGAGCCGAGCGGUAAAGCGGCUGCCAAGGGUAGACGUAAGCGAGCCAAGGUCUCCAAGCCUGAGACGGAGACAGAGUAUUUUCCGGAGAAGCGAAAUCUGGAGGAUCUCUGGCAGCAGGUUUUUCCAGUUGGUACAGAGUGGGAUCAGUUGGACAUGGUGUAUCAAUACAAGUGGAACUUUUCUAAUUUGGAAGAUGCAUUGGAAGAAGGAGGUGAAUUGCACAAUAAGACGGUCUACCUCUUUGGUUGUACUGAGCCUCAAUUGGUCUCUUUCCAGGGUCAAGCCAAAGUUACAAUGAUCCCUGUGGUGGUAGCUAUCGUAUCGCCCUUUCCUCCCUCAGACAAGAUUGGAAUAAAGUCAGUUCAAAGAGAAACUGAAGAAAUUUUGCCAAUGAAGCAGAUGAAAAUGGCCUGGGUUCCUUAUAUCCCACUUGAAAAGAGGGAGGCACAGGUUGAAAGACUUAAAAAUUCAAAAAUCUUCAUCUUGAGCUGCACCCAGAGAAGGGCUGGUCUACAGCAUUUGAAGAUAGAGCGCGUCAAGAAGUUCGAGUAUUGCUUACCCUACUUCUACAAUCCCUUCCUGGAAGAUGAAGUUGAGCAGAGCACAGUGGUGCAGAUCUUGUACCCAAUCGACCCCAAGCCGGUUUUCUGUGAAUUUGAUUGGGAAUUAGAUGAGCUUGAGGAGUUCACUGAUAAGCUUGUUGAGGAAGAAGAGCUGACGGAAGACCAGAAAGAAGCUUUCAAGGAUUUUGUGAAGGAGAAGGUUCGAGAAGCUAAAAAAGCCAAUCGAGAGGCUAGGGAAGCUCGCAAAAAAGCACUGGCAGAAAUGAGUGAAGAAACCAGGGCUGCGUUUGAGAAUAUGAAAUUCUACAAAUUCUAUCCUGUAUCCACACCUGACACACCCGAUGUAUCAAGCGUGAAGUCACCCUUCAUCAACAGAUACUAUGGUAAGGCUCAGAUGGUUUUGUGAAGCCAGGUGAAAGAAAGCAAGUACAAGCCAUUACUUGUCAUCCAUGUCUGGUUGGUGCUGUGAAUGUUUUCUCCAGAAUAUUUGUAAACUUUUUGCAAAUGCUUGAGAGAAACGUAUGGCUUUUCAUAUAUUAGAAAAUAGAAAGUGUACCAAAAGAGUCGAGAGUUGGGGAAAUCGGGAGGAAAAUAGUUGGAAAUCAAUCGAAUUUUGAUUCAGUUUUAUUUAUUAUUUUGUUUUGAUCAGUUCUAUUUGUGUAUCGGUAGAUAAUUAAAUCAGUAGACGGAUGAAGGAAAUCAAAUGCUGUGAGUGAACUUAUUUUGAAUAUUUAAUGAAGCGUUUACGCGCAAUAAUGCUCGGUAGAUUUUUGGUUUUGGAUGAUAUGCUAAUGUUUGAGCAAAAACUUGAGUUUUAACAA